AUGAAGCUCUCCCUCAAAUUCCACAACACCAACGAAAACCAACAAACCCAAAUAAUGACAGCAAAACUCCCAAUCACCAUUUUCAACAAUCCCUUACUUUCAACCAUCACCGCCACAGGCAACUCCUCUUCCGAUUUCUCAUUCUCACUCUCAACAAACUUCCCAACAGGUCCAACCUUCAAACUCUCUUACACUCCCACCACAACACAGACCUCAUCUCUUCCAUUUUCUCUCUCCCUCAAAUCCGGUCUUGGUCUUUCCGGUUCAACGCAUCAUUCCCCUCUUGUCUUCUCUGCCAAUUUAUCACUCUCUACUCCUUCCUCUUCUACCCCUCUUCUGCUUCCUUCUUUCUCUCUUCACUUUAAACCCCAAUUCGGUCAUUUCUCUCUCCAUAAGACCGUUUUAUCUGAUUCUAACUCUAACCCUAACCCUAACCCUAACACUAACACCAAAACUGUUUCUGAUUCUAACCCUCUUUCUGUUUUGCCUCAAAUCGGAAAGGGUUUUGUUCCUUUUCAAGAUGGAUGUUCCUCUGGUUGGCAAAAUUUGAACUUGGAACCAUAUGGUCAUAGAGACGACGACAACAACAACAACGUUGUUGCUGGUUCUGUUGUCCCAGAUGGUAAGAACAGUGAAAAAUAUGGGCUUUCUCCUUGUGUUGCUGUUAUGGCAAGAACUAUACUGCCUGUGACACAAGGGUUGUUGUUGAAAUUUCGAUGGGGUGUGAAUUUUCCGGGGAAUAAGUCGGGUUUGAAAAUACCGUAUUUGACAGUGAAUAAAAUUGGAUUGGAGAGGAUGGAUGAAAUGAAGAGGGAUGAGUUGAAGAGUGAGAAUCGUGAAGGUGAUUUGCAGAUGGUGAAGGAUGUGUGUUUAUGGGCAAAAGGUGAUUUGGAGAAGGUUGAGAAGGAAAAUAAGGAGAUGAAGAGAGUGUUGGAUGAAAUGAAAAUGAGAGUUUCUAGUGGUGAAGGGAAGCUUUCGAAUCCAAAGAAACAUCUUUCAGGCGAGGGCUUUCAAACUCAAACUCGGGGAAACAAUAACAAUAACAUUGACAGAAAGAAGAAUGAGAAAAAACAAUCGAACAUGGCGCAGAAUGUUGUAGUAGUGAGUGAUUUAGAGUCUGAAUUGGAAAAAGCUAUAAAAGCUGCUGCGGCCGCAGCUGCUUCUUCUUAG
Molecule: messenger RNA, 1170 nt
Organism: Vicia faba (fava bean)
Lineage: Eukaryota; Viridiplantae; Streptophyta; Magnoliopsida; Fabales; Fabaceae
Source: the annotation of a GenBank genome assembly